AUGUUAGCAGAUCUUUGGUCACUUAUAAAUAUUAGAAUAAUUAUUUAUCUGAUUUUAAGUAUACAAUACUGUUGGGGAUGCGAUAUUUGGAAAGCAAGUGAUUGUCCGUCACCGCCAUCAAAAGACGACGAAGAAGUGAUGAAAGCCGAUCUUUAUAGUAAAGAACAAUUAUAUGCCUACUGCGAUAAGGGUAAAACGUAUGCCGAUUGUGUAAAUGAACGUUUGCAUUGUUGUGAUCUAAGACCAGAAUAUACGUCACAAUUAGCCGCUGCUGAUGCAAAAUUAAAACAAAAUGCGUGGCGUAUUGGUAAAUAUUGUUCAGGAAUUGGUGAAAGUAACAUUAUCAAUUAUAAAUGUAAAACAACGAUUCCACCGACAACAACGACAACAACUCAAUCAACAACUACACCAAUGCCUAUAUGUGCAGUAGAAGCGGCUGGUAUACAAUGUGGAAAAAUUUUAGAAAAUCGUGUACGAUUUGAAACAACAUGGAAUAUUUAUGAGAAAGCUCAAUGGUGUAAGGAUACACUGGAUUAUUUUCAAUGUGCUAAUCGACACAUAACAAAUUGUAGUAUAGCUGAAGUUAAAGAAGAUGUUGAACAAUUAACAACAUUUAUGGAUUAUAUUGAAAAAUCAGCAAAUCGAGAGUGUCCCGGAGGAUUGUUUGGGUGCGAUAUUAAUAUGCAUGAUGUUCGAUGUCGAAUAGGCGUUGGCUAUUUUCUUGGUAAAGAUUUAGAUUCAGGAGCAACAUCUAUUCGAUGGCUUAGUAGUACAUGUUUGUUUUUCUUAUUGUCACUUAUACAUUUGAUAUUUAGAUGUCGAAAUUAG
Didymodactylos carnosus is the source of this 828-nucleotide messenger RNA. NCBI's taxonomy places the organism in Eukaryota, Metazoa, Rotifera, Eurotatoria, Philodinida, Philodinidae. The record is from the annotation of a GenBank genome assembly.